Molecule: messenger RNA, 1094 nt
Organism: Brachypodium distachyon (stiff brome)
Lineage: Eukaryota; Viridiplantae; Streptophyta; Magnoliopsida; Poales; Poaceae
Product: transcription factor MYB8
Exons: 3
Coding region: 73-891 (272 amino acids)
Source: RefSeq, a predicted model, not a curated record
CUCCUUCCUCCUUCUUCCCCCCCAAAAUUUGUUUGUUUGUUUUUCUGUCGGGAGGGAGAGAGAGAGAGACCGAUGGGGCGGUCGCCGUGCUGCGAGAAGGCGCACACCAACAAGGGCGCGUGGACCAAGGAGGAGGACCAGCGCCUCAUCGCCCACAUCAAGGACCAUGGCGAUGGCUGCUGGAGAUCCCUCCCCAAAGCCGCAGGUCUGCAGCGGUGCGGGAAGAGCUGCAGGCUGCGGUGGAUCAACUACCUGCGGCCGGACCUGAAGCGGGGGCACUUCACCGAGGAGGAGGACAACGUCAUCAUCAGGCUCCACGAGGCCAUCGGCAACAAGUGGUCGCUCAUCGCCGGGAAGCUGCCGGGGCGGACGGACAACGAGAUCAAGAACUACUGGAACACGCACGUCAAGCGCAAGCUCAUCGCCCAGGGCAUCGACCCGCUCACCCACCUCCCCCUCAAUGCCGCCAACCCCGGGCCCCCUGGAGCCGCCCACCGCCGCCGUGCCUUCCCUGCCCCGCUUGCAGGAGGGGGCUCCGCCAGCUGCUCGCGCUCGCGGGACGCCGCCGGAAGCAGCGAGGACGACGACAGCGGCUCCUUGGGGAACCUCGACCUCGACCUCAACCUCUCCAUCAGCCCGCCCUGCGUGCACUACCCGGCGUCUUCUUCUUCCUCCCCUUCCCCGCCGCCGCCUGCGAGGAUUGCUGCUGCCAUGGAUUAUGAUCCGUCCUUGGGGUACUACGCGUCCUCCGGGGUGUGCGUGUGCUUGGACCGCCUCGGGUUCCAGGGCAACGGGGAGCCCUGCAGCUUCUGCAACGGCGGCGCCUCGUCUUCUUCUUCGUCUUCCAUGCGUCCGGUGGCGAGCUCAUCCGGGGUGUUUAGGUUUGCUUAAUGCUUCGCUUCAGGGAUCGUAGAGCUGUUACUUAGCUUUAGACAGAUCGCGCAGUUCAGAGUUACUACUCUUCAGGGGAGUAAGAGAGAGAUGGAUGGAGUUAGACAGUAUGCUUUGUUGGGAACUUGAGAUGGAUGGAACAUGGAAUCGUCGUCUUUAUGUAAUUUGAUCCCGGGGAUUAAGUUCUUUUUCAAUUUGCCUUA